GAAGGAUGAAUACAUUUUUUUCUGCGGACAAGAAAAGAAACAUUAAAUGACUCAGAUUUUUUGAAAACGUCGAAAUUAGAGGUUCCGUUUUUGUGAAGAAAGCGAUGGAGUAUUAGUGGAAUCAGCUAUGUGCCUUCACAAACUGCAACGUAUUUGAAGCAUAUUUAUGGAUUUGGUUAGCUACUGCGGUUGAGUGAUGUUUCAGUACAUUUCGCUAAUGUAGCAUUGAUUUUCGAGCUGCCAAACUAGCUAAUCAUGAAAAAAUAGCUUUACGCUACCAAGCUAUUCAACUAGCUAGCAAGCUAGACCGCCAAGUUAAACAGGGCUUGGUUAGCUAGCUAGUUAAACUUCAUACGAGCUUGUGGUUGAGUGGUAUUGAGUUGAUUUGUUAAACCCCGUUUCUGCCGUCGUGGUACUGUUAGCGAAGUUAUUUUUCUUAAAAACCCGUUCUGCAGAACCAUACUUGUUGCCAAUGUUGCCUUCGCCAGGCAGAUAGGUGGUGCCAUCUAGUUCCGACUUAAUACAGUAAUUAUGCUAUGCUUAGUUGGUUAGCUACGCUUUCAGCUCCCAGUAUGGACGGCUUGGUUAAAUACAUGGGAAUAUUUAGCCAACUAGAUGACAGUAAUGGAAAAUAACUAGCUUGCUAUCUAGUUGUCAGCGUGGCUAGUUGGCUACUCCCUUCUAAAUUGGCUAGCUAAUUAAUCAGUCACCUAACUUAGCUAGUUAGCUAUAGUUACAUUAUAGCUAACGUUAGAUAUCUUAACUUACGCGACCUUUGCGUUUCAGCUUCGGUCUGGUCUAGCUUCCUCAAACGAAAUGCGAUAAAGCACAGGAACAGGGGGAGUGUCCCGCUUAUUUGGAUAUCUAGCGGUUCCGUUUGGACCGCGGGGUGUAGGUGAGGCCUGCGGGUUGGGCUUUCACUGGAUAACAGUCACAAUACUUCGCCGGGAGCGUAUGCGCUACGGUCGGCUUCAGAAGUUCCAGCAGACGCCAGGGCCCGGGGAACGUGAUGGAGCGAAUGGAAGUUGACCAGUGCGCAGGCGCAGUUAGCGGAGGUGGGGCUCUACGAAGGUCGAAUAGCGCCCCCAUGAUCACUGGCGUCAGCAGUGACAGUAUGAUGGUAUUCAACACUGCCAGCUCGUCUCGAUAUCGCCGGAGCAGCAUGUCCGUGAAUCCUAGAUGUCCUGGACUGGCUCUCCCCCUGUCCCCUUUCUCACUGGUCAGCGAGAGAUCAGAUCACCAAAGGCAGGAUGAAAGUAUGGAGCUUAACAUGAGAGGAAACAGAGUAAGAGAGAGCGCAUCUUCUCUAUUUCCCCUUCCACCUAUCAGUCCAUGGCAAGAUCACCUAUCUCUGGGAAUCGAUUCUCUGGACAGUGGUGUGACACCUAAUUCAUCCCCCAGUCCAACAAGGAGAUACAGAAACAGGGCAGCAUUGAGUACUGCUUUGAGAUUACCCACUUUACAACCUCUCAAGAGGAAAGGUGGAGUCGAGUCUGAUGCGCCACCUAAGAAGCUGUUUGUUGCUGGGAUAUCUGACUGUCCCCAACACACUGGAUACACAGUCAGUGUGUCUCAGACAAGUUCUCCUCCUGCGGCAGUGUCUGUACGUGGCAGCCCACAGGGGAGUCCCUUGUCACUUUCACCCCCACCUUUUACCUCCCACCACCCCACUCUAUAGACAUUCAAACCAGCUAUUCACAGCCCACGAUGAAGUAGUUAAUGUAAACACAACAACAGAGGACAUUGUAAUGGUGGAAGAACUGUUUUCCAAGCCAAUCAGAGAUGGCUAUUAAGACCCAGCCAAGGAAGAAAUAUAUGGGUCUCUUUGCUCUGAUAUCUUAACAUAAAUACAGGCUUGGGCUAAAAGUCAUGAAGAGGUCUGUUCAUGUCUUGUGGUGAUUGUCGUGUAGUGCUUUAAUUAAUUGAAAUUAUACCAGAGUUAAGAUGGUAUUUGACACUGUUACCAUGGUACUUCCAUCUGAAUUGCUAUAUGCUGUGUGUGUGUGUGUAUGUGUGUGUAUAUAUAUAUAUAUAUAUAUAUAUAUAUACAUAUACAUGCAUACAUAUAUAUACACACACACAGACAGACACACACACACUCACUGAGCAC
Conger conger (European conger) is the source of this 2110-nucleotide messenger RNA. RefSeq names its product P2R1A-PPP2R2A-interacting phosphatase regulator 1-like. The record is from RefSeq and is a predicted model, not a curated record. The transcript is spliced from 9 exons. Bases 1010 to 1678 code for a protein of 222 amino acids. Gene Ontology annotation, molecular function: protein serine/threonine phosphatase inhibitor activity. NCBI's taxonomy places the organism in Eukaryota, Metazoa, Chordata, Actinopteri, Anguilliformes, Congridae.